This is a messenger RNA of Macrobrachium nipponense, 4144 nucleotides long. RefSeq lists its product as uncharacterized. Gene Ontology annotation, cellular component: nucleolar ribonuclease P complex. Gene Ontology annotation, biological process: tRNA processing. The transcript has 5 exons. The record is from RefSeq and is a predicted model, not a curated record. NCBI's taxonomy places the organism in Eukaryota, Metazoa, Arthropoda, Malacostraca, Decapoda, Palaemonidae. The coding region runs from base 883 to 2058 and encodes 391 amino acids.
GGUUGUUAAAAUAUCUACAUUCCCAGCGUGGGAGUUUGUUGCUCAAUACUCGACCGUGAAGAGGUACAGAAUAAACCGCGCAGGGGAAACUCUUAUCUGUUCAGCACCGGUUGUUUUCUCCUCUUUGUUCUGUAGAUGCAAAGGACAAGGUGGACAGAUUUAGCAGAUCUUUGUUCAAGUUUACGUAAUGUUGUCAUUUGCUUCCUUCAGUCGAAAUUCGAAGUCCUCCCCUACACCCCUUAAAGAAUGUUAAAAGGAGAAAAUUUUCAAUCCAAUUUGGACAGUGUCCACCACCACACCCUAAAACGUGACGGCUAAAAGUUGUUGCUCAUGUUACAAAUAAAUUAACCUGGGAUGGACACAACCUGUGGAGGGGGACCAGUAUUGCUCUACCUAGUGGUGCCCUCGAAAGAGAUCCAUUCAAAUAUACACUUGACCACAAUCCAUCGAGUUUGAAGCCAACACUGAGGACAAGGUCUGCUAUGAGAUUUUACCACCCUCAAGUCAGUCAAGUAGUACUCCAAUUUUAAAGGUGAUCUCUCUGUAAAAUAUUUCCUCAAGCUGAAGGAAGUCUAAAAUCUAAAGGGAACAGCAAGUGUGCAGUGUAGGAAUUAUUCAGUUAAAAAUGGGAAACUUUUUAUAAACUCUUAUCAGUAAACACUGACAACAAAUAUUGAACCACCAAAUCUGGGCCAAGUUAUAUAAGAACAACCUUUUACUUUAUGAGGAGCACGAACAUCGAAAUGUCUUGAAAGAAGAAAAGUGUUUUAGGAUAGUCAUGUAAAGGCAACAUCAGUAAUACUACAAAAAAAGGUGAGGUAUCUUAUGUCACAUUUCAGAUGGAUGGCUCACCAGAAAUGCCUCCAAAGGGUCAAGUAAUCCAUGAAGCAUCAAGAUGGAAGCAUCACCAGAAAUUCAUCAAAAGAAGGGCAAUUAUUGGAUAACCCUCUACAAAGGGAUGUAUCAUCAGGGACUCAUCAGCAAGAAAUCGGAGUUAUAUGUGAACUAGCAAAGGUAGAGGAAUCAUCAGAAACUCUUAAAAAAGAAUGCCAAGUAAUGCAUGAAUCACCACGGAUGGAGGCAGCAUCAGAAACAAUUCAUAAAGAGAACAAAGGAAUACAACAACUAUCAAAGAUAGAGGCAUGUGACACUUUUCAAAAAGAGGGGCAAGUAGCAUGCAAAACAUUAGAGAUGGAUACCUCAUCAGAUAUUCUUCAAAAAGGACAAGAAGUUCAUAUAUCACCAAAAGUAGAAUCAUCCAAAUCUAUUAAACAAGAAGAUCAAGUAUAUUAUGAAAUGCAACCAGAACUAACACUAGAAACAAAAAAACAAAAAUUGGAGUGUGAUAUGUUGAGUCCAGUGAAUGUGACAUGUUUAGUAGGUGAAAAAAUUUUAUCAAAGACAAAUACUCUUUCCUCAAAUUGUGAAACAUUAUUAGAUGACAGACCAGCAUUAUAUUCUCAGCAUUUAGAGACAAAAAAGCAUUUUGCAAUAGGAAAUGGUGAGUCUCUUGUAAAAAAUGAUAAUAAUAUACAAGAAAAGGAACAACAAGAAGGUUUUUCAUGUAACCAGCUUAAUUGUAAGGACCAGUCAGGCAAUAAAGGUAAAGAAGCUGUCACAGGCAAAGACUUUGGGAAUAAAAUUCAAGAAAAAGUGAAACAGGAGCAGUUACCUAAAAAAAAGAAAGGUGGUCAUGUUGGUGAAAAUUAUGAGCGAAUUAACUAUCUAGUCCAGACAUCACGUGCCUUAGUUAACAUGGGUGAAUUUGAUAAGGAAUUGGGUUCUAUGAAUUUUGAUCAAACCUUAGCUUCUCAGACUGGGUCUUUGGCAAGUUCAGUUGGACGACGUUGCCUAAUAAGGCUUACUCCAUCACUGAAACGCAUGCUGUGUAAGGGUUGUGGAACAGCCCUUAUUUAUGGAGUGAAUGCUAGAGUACGCCACCGUUCAAAUCGCCAGAAACACUUAGUUGUUACUUGUCUCACCUGUAAUACUAUUAAGCGAUUUGUUAAUGAUCCUAAACACAAGCUGUGGUGUGAUAAGGAGGAAUCUUUAGUUUAAAUCAUUAUGCCCAGUCUGCUUUUAUUAUCAAAUGAAUUUGUUCCACAGUUAUUUAUUACUGAUGUUGUUUAUAAUUUACAGGGUACAGUACACAGGAAUAUUUCAUUGUAACAAACUUGAUCAUAGUUUGGAGUGUCCAUGAAUGGGAAGAUUUAGAUAAAGUUGUUAUGCUUAGCUUAAUGGCAGUUUGGAUUGUAUUUUGCUGUCAACCUACUAUAAAAUCAUUGAAGUGUGCGUACUUGGCACAAAGUGACAAAUAAUUACUAUAGGCGACAUACCCAAAGGGCAAAAAAGUAAGCAUAUAUGCAUCAGUCACAAAAAUUACAGUUGGAAUAGGGAAAUAACUUGACCGAUUAAUCAGCAUAAUGUAGUCUUGAUGUAUGCACAAGGAAAUGGUGAUUGCACAAGAUGCUUGAGACAUGCAGAUGUCAUAAAAUGAAUAUGAGAAGUAGGUAUGUACUGUACAUAGUAUCAUGUUACCCUACUAAUUUCAUGCUGCUACAUACCACCCUUUCAUAAAAAAUACAAUAAAACACUUUAUCAUAAGAUUCUGUCGGAUAUGAAAAGAUAGAUAUAAAUAGUAGGACUAUUCACAAUACAUGUACGUACUGGGGUUUUUACUUACAGUAAGUAACUAUUGGUUGGAAGAUAUUUCAGGUUUUUUUUUUUAUUGAAUUUGCAUGGUAACUCCAAAAAUAUAUGUUAAAGCUGGAAUGCUAUUGUGUAAUUUGUUGCUUUAAAAAUUAAUACUAAAUUUGUUUAUUUUGGUGUAACUACACAAAUGCCCUAAAUACUGUGUGUAGUCAAGAUCUAAAUGUGCAGAUGCAUGUAUGUAAUAACUAAGUAUAAAGCACGUUGAAUAAAGAUAUCUUUGUUCAUGAGGGAAUGAAAUAAAAUAAAUUUUUAAAGUGCACAAAUUCUUUGCUUUUCAAAUUACUGUAUGUCUGUGGUGUAAUUCCACUGAUGUUAAAGAUAUUUUGUUUGAUCCAGAUAGCAGGGCCAUAGAUUUAUCAACAUUCAUAUGAAUAAAACUUUAUGAAAUUUGGUUUUGAUGGAUAAUUUGUUUAUAUGAUGUACUAUGUUAUAUUGAUUUUAUUUAUUAUCAGCAUUUACUUAUUGACAACUUAUCAGUGUAAAUCUAGCAUUUUGUUUACAUACUGCAGGGGUGACCUUCACUGAGGUAUAAAAAAAAAAUUAUUAUCCCUUCCCCUCCAAAUUCCAUAUUUAUGUUUGGUAUAUACUGUCAUUUUUGAAAGUUCAGUGUAUACAUUUAACAGACUUUAAGAAACAAAAUAAACUAAAUGAUAAUGAUUCAGUUAGACAUGCGUAUGGUAGGAAGUCAGACUCAUACAGUUGUGAAAAUUAUUCCUACCUAAAUAUUCAUACUCUUUAGCGAAUGUAGUGAUAGGAUUCAUCUUUUGUUUCUGAGAAAUGCAGUUGUGAUCAUACAUAUAUUUCCAUAGGAGUUUUUUUUUUGUGAGGUCUGAAUUCUAGACUAAAAACAUUAACUCAACGUUCUUAGUAUUCAUAUUGUUAUACUUAACUAUUCCUUUCAUUUUUGUAAAUCACAUCCAGUUCCUUUCCUUUAGCUGGUGGUUUUGUAGCAAAGAAAAGUUCUCCAUGUUUGCCUUGUAUGAUAUGGAAAAAAAUUUUGCUGUUAUUAACAGUUUUCUUGUACUUCAUCUUUGAUGCGCUGGUAAGUUUUGAAAUUCAUUCUCAUUUCAUUAAUAUUUACAAACCAAGGUAUUCAUGUGAUGAGAUAACUUUUCAUCAUCACUGUGUACUUAUUUAUCAUUAAAUACAUAAGACAAAUCUCAACUUUCUCUCUCAUCCUCUCUCUCUUCUUUGAAUGGUUAUUGUCUAUGUUCCUUGUGUUGCUUGCCGUAGGCAAUACUAUAGGUUCUUUUUAGUGUCUCUUUGUCUACAGCUGCAGUACUUAAAGCCUUUUUCAUCCUUUUUUUAUCCUUUUCUUCCAGUUUAACUGACUUGCCUGGACAGCUUCUUAAACUUAGUCCUACUAUUUUUCACUUUGCAUUAAAGAGCAAAUCUUUGGGGUGACCCUGUGGCAGUCUAGAAAUGUAUAACA